AUGAAAUAUCCAUCAUGGUCCGUUCUGGAAUUUUACAUAUUAAAAGUUACCGUUAAACGUAUGGAUGCCGAUGAUGUUGUGGAAAGUUGCAGUCGUAAGACAUCAGAACCAAAACAAUUAUCAAGCCCUUGGUUCAAUGGAAGAUGGUUUGAAUCUUUUAUCCGAAGUCAAGACAUGGUGCAGGAAAUAUUACGACGUAAGAUCUCAGGAAAAGUAGCUCCGUAUACCAAGACAUGCGGACGAUGUGGGACGUUGAACAACAUAUUGGGUGUUAAAAAGCUUUUAAUUGUGGCCUUUGUAGUUAAAAGUUGA
Messenger RNA from Cetraspora pellucida, 312 nucleotides. NCBI's taxonomy places the organism in Eukaryota, Fungi, Glomeromycota, Glomeromycetes, Diversisporales, Gigasporaceae. The record is from the annotation of a GenBank genome assembly.